UUCACUUUCUCAGUCACCUUCCCUCGAGCUCACAUUCUAUCCUGCACUCUCGCAAUAUUUCUAUUUACAUGAACAGAGUGAAGACUUCACCCGAACACUGAAGAACAUGGAACUUCUACUGAAAGGGGUCACUGUUCUGCUAGUAUUUACAUUUACUGCAUGCGGUCAUCGAGUAUCAUUUCCCUGUUUCAAUUGGACUUUGCUUGAACCGUGUAAGGUUUAUUUGCAAACACGGAAUUUCUGUGAGGUCAAUCAGAGCAUGACACAUCACGAUAAAACAAGAUUAUAUGAUCAGUUGAGACUUACAGAUGCUCUGCAGAAUGUGAAAAUGAAUUUGAGCUUAAUAAUGGAUUAUAGCGACUGUGUGACAGAUAACACUCCUGACCAGAUUAUAAGAUCCUUUGGAAAGUAUUUAUUGAAUAUGAAUGAGAAACUGGUGUCUACACUAGUGAUGAAAACACGCAACUACAACAACGUCAGCUUCUCUGUCAACAAUUUAGAGGUUUACAUUUACAUGGUUGGAUCUGAGACCACCUUGAAUGAAAUUCCAACACUCAUCACAAGCCAGGCCUCUCUGGACAUUGAUCUCAUUGGGAUUUCACAGAAGAAACACGCGUCUGUGGUCUUCAUGAGCUACACCGACAUGAUGGCCAUCUUUAAACCAAGUUUUUUUGACGCAAAUAUCAACUCAAAGAAAAUGCUUAUGUCAGCAGUGGUGACAUUCUCACUUCCCCAAACCAAAAACACAUGGAUCCUUGAGCAGAUCGACUUCACACUAAAACACACCAAAGAGAUAGACCCCAGGGCCAUUCUGUCCUGUAUGAACUGGGAGACUGAAGACUGGUCAAGCUGUUUUGUCUCAAAUACCAACGAAACUCACACUGUGUGCUCUUGUUAUUAUGGGACUACUUUUGCUCUUAUCAGUGAGACGGACCCAUGCAUGAUUGAUUUAACAUUACAUUGUGCAGUGGAUUUCCUGUUUCGGAUGUGGGACUACAUAAAUUCCAACACACGGUUAACACAGGAGACUGUGGAAAAUUAUUUGGAAAUCAUAAUGAAUUUUGUUGCAUACGCUAGAAGUCAAAAUUGGCAAAUAUAUUAUUAUGGAUAUUCAUUAAUGAAUUUAAAUAAUAGACUGGUGUCUAAACUGUGGAGUGAAACAGAGACUUACAUCAGCAUUUUUCGUGAAGAUCUAGAAGUUCAGGUUUUAUUGGUUGGACCUGGUGACAACUUGAGCGAAAACUGCAGCCUCUUCACGAGCCACGCCUCUCUGGAUAUCGAAAUUACAGGCAUUACAGACUAUGAUGGUAUAUUUGUUUAUUAG
This is a messenger RNA of Silurus meridionalis, 1324 nucleotides long. Its product is annotated as latrophilin Cirl-like. The record is from RefSeq and is a predicted model, not a curated record. The coding region runs from base 107 to 1324 and encodes 405 amino acids. The transcript is spliced from 10 exons. NCBI's taxonomy places the organism in Eukaryota, Metazoa, Chordata, Actinopteri, Siluriformes, Siluridae.